AGCGAGCUUUUUCUUUUCGCAUUCGCGCAUAGGCUCCAUCGUCGAUCUGUGGGCUCGGCCAGGGUUUAUUCGCGUACCGUCAUCCGAUUCGAGCGGACCGAGUUUCUUGUCGUGGUAGUCAGUCAGUCAAAGUAUACCGCGGUUGCUUCCGGAACAGGUUGAGUGAGUGAGAGAGAGAGCGGUAGAAAUUUGGCGAACCGAUCGAUGAUCGAUGGAUUGGGUUCUGUGUAAGGCUGCCCCCGAAAAGUGAUUGUGAAUUAGCCGAAUGCAGAAAGCAGGUGGAGUGGAGAAACCAAUUUCGAUCCCAAGUGCCGCUUGGUCGAAGUGAUCGUGUGUGUGGGUUUGGCUUGGGGUGGGUUUGUGCGGAGGAUAACCAGAGGAGAAAAUGAAAUGAUAAUCAAAUUGUUGUUACGAUAUGUUCGGUGAUUGGUGAAAUGCGCGGUGUGGCAAGAGGUAAUUGAUGAGAACCGAUCAAAUCGGAAACGACGGUGAAAGAAUUAUGCAACGGAAAAAAUAACAUGUGAUACAACAAAGUGCGAAAGGAAAGUUUAACAAUUAAGUGCAAUAAGAGAGUACCAAAAAUUUACCCAACGGAUAGCAAGAUGAGCCUAUUGGCGAGGAUAACACAGCUGCUGCUGUUUCUGCUGUUCUUCAACACGGGCCCAGGAAAAGCCUGCAAACUCUACUCGAAGAGCAACCUGCGCACGAAAGCCGACGGUGUCCAGUUUCUGCGGCUGAAGGAGGACUUCCCGGUGGGCGGCGAAAUCGUAUCGCUGUAUGCCUUUCCCCGCAACUCAAUCCUGAUCGCCCGGACGGAGAACUCGAGUGACUCGGAGUACUUCAAGCUGAAGGAGGUCAACAACACCGUGGUCAGCGUGAUCCUCAACCGGAGCCUGGACCAGCUGGUGGACAACGAGAAUCCGCAGAGUAUACUGAAGUUUAGCGUGUUCUGCAGCGGAACAUCGACGGCGGUUAAGCAGGACAAUCAGUCGUCAUUUUUCACAAUUACUGUUUACAUUGAAGAUAUUAAUGAUAAUGAUCCCGAAUUUAUCAAUCUACCGUAUGCGCUGACGGUGGACGAAUCAACGCCAAUUGAGACGGCGGUGUUUAAUAGAAUUAAGGCAAUUGACCGUGAUAAGCCAAACACGCCGAAUUCCGACAUCGAGUACGCGAUCGCACCGAAGCAGCUCAAGAGCGGCGACUUCCCGUUUCGUCUGGAGAGCGCCCAGAAGCCGAAGCUGAUCUUGCAGCGUCCGCUCGAUUACGACGCCGGCCUGCACUCGAUGAGUGUGCUCGUGAUCGCGACCGACCGUGGGAACCCGCCGCGCUCGGCCAACGCCACGGUCAGGGUGACAGUCCGGGACGUGGACGACCUGGCACCGAUCUUCACCCGGGCCAUCUACCGGACCAAGCUGCGGGAGUCGUUUCCGGUGACGGGCAAACCAGUACACGUGCCGAUCCCACUCGAUCCACCGAUUGGCGCGUUCGAUCAGGACUCGCUGAAUGCCACCCUGAUAUAUGGCAUUGUUGGGGGGAAUGAGCGGAAAGUUUUCUGGAUGUCACCCGAUACGGGAAUGCUUUUCCUGCAAAAGGAAAUUGAUCUGGAGGCAGAAACUUUACCGGAUAACACUAUGGUGUUGCAGAUCGAGGCGAAACAGGCAAACGAUCAGUCGAAAAGUGCGCUGGCGAGAGUCGAGAUCGAGAUCGUCGACGUGAACGACAAUCUGCCAGAGUUCGAGGUGGAUCUGUACAACAUUUCGAUCAUAGAAAAUCUACCGAAGGGUUUCAGUAUUCUGCAGGUGAACGCCAUCGAUCGGGAUCAAGGUGAAAAUGCCGAGUUUUACUAUUACCUGGCGUCGGAAGAGCCCAAGGGGGCGUUCGUAAUCGAUCACGUGUCGGGCUGGAUUGUGGUCAAGGAUGAAACCUAUCUGGACAAGGAAACUCGCAGCUCGCUGCACAUGGCUGUGAAUGCGAUGGAGCGAAUCGAGCAAGCCGAUCGAAACCGGAACUAUGGGACGGUUCAGGUGGAGAUCACAUUGCUUGAUACCAAUGACAAUACGCCGGAGUUCGAGAAGGGGACGCUGUAUGAGUUCAAGGCGAACUGUAGUGCGGCGAUUGGGAGCAAGAUCGGUGCCGUGAAAGCGAAUGAUCCGGACGAUAUGGGCAAUGGUCAAGUUCAGUAUAGUAUAAAGAAUGUUCGACCAAAUUUGGCGAUACCGUUCAAGUUGGAUCCGGACACGGGCGACCUCCUGGUAGCGGAAGCACUGACAUAUGGCAAGAUCGCGUUUUUCGUGGAAGCUCGCGAUCAACCGUUGAACCCUUCCGAAUCAAGGUUCAACGUGGCGCUCGUAACAAUCGACAUCGUUUGCCAAUCGAUCGAGCAAAUUGAAUUUAUUGGGGCUCCCUAUGAAUUUUGGGUUGGGGCUGAUGCCGCAGUCGGUUCCUCCGUUGGCCAGAUUCGAACAACAUUCGAUUCCAACGCAGAGGAGGAAAUAUUUUUCGAUUUACUUCACUCAUACCCGGAAGGGGUACCGUUUGCAAUCGAGGAAAGAUCGGGAAUCGUGACCGUCAUCGAAGCGCUCGAUAAAUUCGAUCGACGCUGUUACGAAUUUGAAACGGUUGUGUCCUAUCUACCAAAUGCCCAGGGGAAAGCUGUUGAUCAAUUGACACCAGAGGCCUAUAACAACCUAGAGAAAAUCAUCGUAACGAACGUAACGAUACAUGUCAUCAAGAACAACUUUAUGCUGCUUCGAGGCACCAAUUCAACGCCCAUCGAAUUCAGAAUCAAAGAAAACCAACCAAAUUCCAUUAUCGGACAACUUCAAUUUCAGGGUUUCCAAGAGCAAUGCGAAGCCGACGAGAAGGGUCCUCCAUCAUUGAUAUCGGUCCGUGGUGAUCGUCAAAUCUUCAACCUCAACGGUAAAAAUCGAACCCGAUACGGCAGAAGGAUCAUUCGCGAAGCCAGUGUCGAUUACGUUCAGCUCUACCCGUUGGUAUCAUUCGACGCAAUGUACACUACGAACGCAUCCCGUAAGGCACGCAGCUCAAAAUCCUCUCGGACGCCCACCAGUGGUGUCCAGUAUUCGCUCGUAAACAGCUAUGACCACGCGGACUUGAUCCACCUCACCAACGAUGGCAAGCUGAUGACCGUGAAAGGUCUCGAUCGCGAGAAACAGGACACACACAAGGUCACGAUCAUCGCGGAGUACUUCUUCAAGCACCGAACCUUCGCCGGCAUUUAUCAGGUGGUGAUCCUCGUCGAAGACGAAAACGAUAACCCACCCGCGUUCAACCAGCCCUUCUACCUGGGGGUGAUCGCGGAAAACUCUCCCAUCGGAACGGAGAUCGUCCUGAACAACCCGAUCAUUAUCACCGAUUCGGACGUGGGCGCCAACGCUGAAUACGAGCUGAACCUUUCCGGCGAGUCGGAUUCCUUCGCGGCUCAGUUCUCCAACGCUACGCUUUCCAACUACAACAAAACCGUUGCGCAUAUCUUCAAGAACCUCCAGAUCGCCAAUGUAAACCCCGCUGGUGAAGUGAUCAACCGACGGAUGGAUUUUCGGCCGAAGCCACUGGAGGGUGGCAAUGGAUCGACCCCACACUACAACAUCAUCUUCAUGGGACCGAAUAAACUUGACCGCGAGGAGAUCGAUAGCUUGAGUCUGAAAAUGAUGGCCACCGAUCGGGACAGUCUGACCUCGGAGGUGGAACUGCGGAUACUGAUUCUGGACGUGAACGAUAAUGCGCCGAUUUUUGAGAAGGUGGCUAUUUUUCGUCGGAGCAAAUGUGAGAUGGUUGAGAACCGGAGCGAUCUCGAGCUGUUGUACGUGGAUGAGCUGGAGGCGGAAAUGCCGUCCGAGUUCGCACAGCCACCAGAGCAGGAAAGCACUCGACUGGGUUAUGGCGUUGAAAGUUUGUUUGAGUUGGUGCAGUCGGCCGCGUAUGUUGGGAUGCCGAGAGUGCUGGACGGACAGCUGAUCAUGGAGAGCAGCAGCAGCAACCGGUCGACGAUGACGAUGAUAAGAAGGAAGCCAUUCUCUCCGAAGAGUCGACUGAGGGCGGGUGUUCGGAGUUCGCGGGAGUUCGGCAAGAAGUCAGGGUUGAAGUUCAGUUUGCCAGAGAAUGUGGAGGUGGGGAAGGUAAUUCUGAAGCUGACGGCGAACGACGAUGAUUUCGAUAAGAAUUCCAAAGUGUUCUACGAAGUUGUAGAUCAGGAAGAGUGGCCCUCUCGGAAUAGUAGUAACUAUUUCAAAAUCGAUCGCAACUCCGGUGAACUGAAAGCUACCGCACAGUUGCCUCCGGAAGCAGAGAUCAGGAUGAAUAUCUCUGCGAAGGACACGGGUGGAUUGGCGGAUGUCAUCAGUUUGGAGUUCAAAGUCUACGAUGUCAACGAUAACUCGCCCGUGUUUGAGAAGCAAUGGUACACAUUCAACGUUGAGGAGGGAAUCUAUUCGAGUAGUGGAAAGGAAAUAGGGCAAGUGACGGCAACGGAUGACGAUUUGGGAAUGAAUGGGAACGUUUCCUAUCUUCUGCUGGCGGGAGACGACCGGAAAGUCCCAUUUUUCGUGUCCCCAACGGAUGGAACGCUUUACGCUUCCGGUGAGAUCGAUCGCGAAAUGAUUUCCUCGUACCAAUUCAAGAUUCUUGCCUCGGACAACAACCUCGACCUGAAGCGCUCAGCAAUGGUCGACAUUGAAGUGAUCGUGCUCGACAAAAACGACAACAGUCCGGAGUUUACAGCAUAUGAUGAGCUGCGGUACGACGAUAACAAAAUUACUCGAACCCCCGUAUAUCUCGCGCACAUCAACGUCAACUCGAAGCCGGGAACGUUCGUGAAACAAGUGCAGGCCGCAGACAGUGAUUUUAAGGAGAACGGCAACGGUUUGAUCAUCUACUCUCUGACCGGACAAACCGAGCAGAUGCAGUUCGGCAUCGAUCCAAAGGAUGGCGUGAUCACCACAGCUUCAAAGUACACGCCACCGGCCACCAAGAAGAACUACCAACAUCUGAACGUAACGGUGGUAGCUUCCGAUUUCGGUACCCCGUCACGGUGGAGUACCGCGCUGCUGAUCAUCAACCUGCAGGGAGACCCCGAGCGGGUGAAUGGCUCCGAGGAAAAGAUUCCUCUCUUCCCGUACCGGUACUACGAAAUCGAACUACGGGAGAACGACUCCGCACCGAAAAUAGUGCUCAACGUGACGCUCAGCAAGAAGUACGCCAAAGAAGACGCAUUCCGGUGGGAAAUUGUCGACCGAGAUUUCGACGAACGGUUCAAGAUCGACGAAAAGAACGGAUCGCUCUGGCUGCUCCGUCCAUUGGAUCGGGAAGAGCGGGCGUCAUACGAGAUCAAGAUCCGGGUGGAGAAGCUGAAAAGUCGCGAAAGUCGGAACAUUCCGAGCGUGUUGUAUGCGUUGGAGAAUCCCGUCAAGAAGAAAUCCCAAAAGCUGAACGAUAACGAGGUGGAAAUCCACGUGAAGGUGAUAGACGUUAACGACAAUGCGCCGAUUUUCAAAGGAAACGACGGACCCAUCAUUGCGGUGGUUCCGGACCGGGCAAACUAUGGCUAUCCGGUGAUGAAAGUUGAGGCUUACGACGAGGACACCGGAAGUAAUGGAGAAGUCCGCUACUCGCUGCUAAAUGAACCGGCCCGGCUAUUCGACAUCGAUGCUAUGUCGGGUCAAAUUCGUCUGCUGAGUUCGCUGCUCACCUUCCAGGAUCGGGUCUUCGGGUUUGAUGUGAAGGCUACCGAUCGAGUGGGAGCCGACGAUGGCAAGUCAACGAUUGCAAAUGUUUUCGUUUAUGUGUUGAAUUCGAACCAGGAAGUGUGUCUGGUGCUUUCCGGGCCACCCGUUGAGAUCGAGAAGCAGCUGGGUAUGAUUACGGGCAGCUUGACGCUUGCCACCGGGUAUGACGUUCGCAUUCGGGCGCUGGAGAGCAACGAGAAGGUGGAUGACGCCACAAAUCUGUACCUUUAUGCCGUAGACAGAAAGUCCAACUCGUUGGUCGAAAUGGCUGAGCUGCAAAGAUCGCUCGCUUCGCUCGAUAUGUCAAAUUUAAAGCCGAAUUUGCCGAUCAUCGAGCUGUCGGACCUGUCCUCGAAUAUCCUCGAACCGCAUCCGUACGAUGCCGGAAUGAAGGGUAUCGAGCUGGCAACGGUAGUCGUCGGAGGGCUGAUAUUCGCUGGAGGAACUGCGACAGCGUUAUGUAUCGCAUGCGCUCGAUACAGGCGUUUGAUCCCACUGCCCAACAUUAGCGGCGGUGGUGGCGGUGGCUCGCAGGGCAUCCGGGCGACAAGCAUUCGUAACACCGCUUCCAACCUGGGCGUGAGUAGCGGCUGUAACACCACUGCUGCCAGCGCGAUCGGCCGAUCGAUAGCGACCCGGGUCGACAUCCAGCCGGUGAUCAACCGUGCCGACCUGAAGAACUCAAUCUUCCAUCCGAACUUCCACCGGCAGUUUGUGACGAGUAUAAACACCGAAGCGAACUCAGCUGCGGUGGCUGAGGUCAAUGAGGACAAUAAUAGUGAUAGCUACGAGGAUUCGUUGAAGGAUUCGCUGGCGUCCAAUACGAGUCUAUGACGAGAGCGGAAUGCUCCUCCCAGCGGGGGGAGCGAGACCCUCUGUCAUCCCCGCCACAGCCAACUGUACAGAAUAGCCCAUAGAACAAACCAAAAAAUGUAGCGAAUCGGUUUACUUAAGCGUUAAUCGUUAUCUAGUUUUUAAGGAACUGCGCGGAGUGUGAGAGUGAUACGAGUGAAAGGGAACGAAUGCUUUCGAAGUGCAAUUGAUGAAACCAGUGACAAAGAUAAGUUGUAAAUAAAAUCAGAUUUUAAUUGAAAACA
Messenger RNA from Toxorhynchites rutilus septentrionalis, 6841 nucleotides. Its product is annotated as cadherin-89D-like. Gene Ontology annotation, molecular function: calcium ion binding; cadherin binding. The transcript has 10 exons. NCBI's taxonomy places the organism in Eukaryota, Metazoa, Arthropoda, Insecta, Diptera, Culicidae. Gene Ontology annotation, biological process: homophilic cell-cell adhesion. The coding region runs from base 603 to 6578 and encodes 1991 amino acids. Gene Ontology annotation, cellular component: catenin complex; plasma membrane. The record is from RefSeq and is a predicted model, not a curated record.